Polychytrium aggregatum is the source of this 1324-nucleotide messenger RNA. RefSeq lists its product as uncharacterized. Gene Ontology annotation, cellular component: cytoplasm. NCBI's taxonomy places the organism in Eukaryota, Fungi, Chytridiomycota, Chytridiomycetes, Polychytriales. The transcript has 9 exons. Gene Ontology annotation, biological process: translational termination. The record is from RefSeq and is a predicted model, not a curated record. Gene Ontology annotation, molecular function: translation release factor activity, codon specific. Bases 95 to 1123 code for a protein of 342 amino acids.
GCCGCCGAUCCGCCCCAGCACCAUCUCUCGCCUGCUCGAUGGCCGCCGCCCUGCGAUCCGUGGCCAGGCGCCUGGUUGCGCCAAUAUCUUUUCCAUGGCCGACACUUGGGCGACACGAGAGUCCGAGACGCUGUGGGAUGAAGAUGCACAGAGGGCUAUUCAAUUGCAGAAGGAGCUCUCGAGGCUGACGGAUGACCUGGCCGAGCACGAUUCAUUCGCACAAAAGUUUGUGGAGUGUCUUGAACUGAAAGAACUGGCCCUUCAGGAGUCGGACUGGACGCUGAUGGAUGAGGUUCUUGCUGAUUUAGCGAAUCUACACACCUCGAUGGAAUCGUACUCUCUCCGUCUUUUGAUGGCCGAUCCAGCAGACAAAAAUGGCUGCUUUGUUGAGCUUCGUGCCGGCUCUGGCGGGACAGAGUCCUGCGACUGGGUAGCAAUGAUAACAAGAAUGUACACCCGAUGGGCGCAAUCGGCCGGAUACACUGCCAAGGUCGUCGACGAAAUGAAGGGCGACAUUGCCGGAUUCAAAAAUACCACCAUCAGCAUCGCAGGCGAAAACGCCUAUGGUUGGUGCAAGUACGAGGGUGGCGUGCACAGAUUUGUGCGGAUCUCUCCGUUUGGCGAUGGCAACAAGCGACACACUUCGUUUAUUUCCGUCCAGGUUUUCCCUGCCCAUCAGUCCGCCGAGGACGGAAGCACCGGCUCUAUCGAUAUCCCGCCGGGGGAUAUCAAGAUCGAAACGAUGAGGUCGCAGGGCGCCGGUGGUCAGCAUGUCAACACGACAGACAGCGCCGUGAGACUGACCCACAUUCCCACCGGGAUCAUCAUCAACUGCCAAAACGAGCGAUCCCAGCAUCAGAACCGUGCAAUGGCCAUCGAGAUGCUCAAGGCCAAGCUCUACCAGCGGAAACUUGCUGAAGAAGCGAGUGCCCGCGCCGAGCUGCGAGAUGCCCUGCCUGAAAACGGAUGGGGCUCGCAGAUCCGCACAUAUGUCCUCCAGCCCUAUCAAAUGGUCAAGGAUCUCCGAAGUGGCUACGAACAAUCUAAUGUCCAAGGCGUGCUCGAUGGAGACAUUGAUGGAUUCCUGCGGGCCUCAUUGAUUCAUUUCAAGCGGAAAAGAUAGCACCAAACAUGGUGCAGUCAGCGCAGAAAGAGAAGGGGCACCGCUGACGGCGACUCCCCCGGCAGCAGCCACGACUCGCAUCGUCCGGACCUGCUGGCCGCGCGGAGGCGGCUGUUCAAUUGAGUCCCGUCCUUGCCGCAAUCGGACUCUUGACACUGACAUGUGGCUCGAAUACACCGUGCACGGUCGAUUUCGUCUGGC